AUGCGGUGCACCGGUUCUCCCUGCCAAGGGACUUAUUACUGGCGGGAUCCAGAUAACCGAAGCAUUACAAACUUAAUACAAGUGUCUUGCCAAACCAUGUCGACUACGCUGAAGGAGAUAACAUACUCAGGACUCUAUACCAAGUCCACUACAAAAAGCCAUUGGCUCCACGAAAUGAUAGGCCGAACAAUACUAUUCAGGUUAUAUCGAGCUGAUAGAAGGAUUAGAAUGCAGUACGAGUGA
Podospora pseudocomata is the source of this 243-nucleotide messenger RNA. RefSeq lists its product as uncharacterized. The transcript has a single exon. The record is from RefSeq and is a predicted model, not a curated record. The coding region runs from base 1 to 243 and encodes 80 amino acids. Lineage: Eukaryota; Fungi; Ascomycota; Sordariomycetes; Sordariales; Podosporaceae.